AUGGAUAAGUAUAUGAUUAUAUCGCCGAUCGGCGAAGGAUCUUUUGCAAAAGUUUAUCGUGCUCGAGAAAAAUUCACUGGCCGAGAUGUUGCACUGAAGUUUAUAUCGAAAUUAGGGAAAAGUGAAAAAGAUUUGAACUUCUUACGACAAGAAAUCGAGAUUUUGCGAAGAAUGAAACAUGAAAACAUCGUGGAAAUGAUCGAUAGUUUUGAAACAAGCAAUGAAAUCGUCGUUGUGACCGAGCGUGGUUUAGCUGAUCUGUUUCAAUUAUUAGAAGACGAUGUCAGCUUACCGGAAGAGACGGUACAAAAGAUUGCUUGUCAAUUGGUAUCCGCUCUCUACUAUUUGCAUUCGCAUCGAAUUUUACAUCGAGAUAUGAAACCACAAAAUAUUCUUAUCUUUCCGGCAGGAAAAGUUAAACUAUGCGAUUUUGGUUUUGCUCGAAAUAUGACAAUGGAUACCAUGGUACUAACAUCGAUUAAGGGAACACCGCUGUACAUGUGUCCUGAACUGGUAGAUGAAAAACCGUAUGAUCACUCAGCAGAUCUAUGGGCGCUUGGCUGUAUUUUAUAUGAAGUUUAUCAUGGUAAACCUCCGUUUUUUACCAACAAUGUCUUUCAUUUGAUCAAAAUGAUUGGCAAAGAAUCUGUCAAAUGGCCAAAGUCAAUCAGUUCCGAUAUGCGUAGUUUUCUCGAAGGUCUUCUUACGAAAGAUUCGACACAACGUUUAACAUGGCCUGAUCUUUUACAACAUCCAUUUGUUCGAACGGGAGUAAAAGUUCCAACAUUAACUGAAUCAAUUGUUGGACCUUUGACGCAACCGCCAACGGAAGAACAGCGAAUUCUAAAACAACAGCAGAUUAAAGCUAAAGGUGUUUCGCGUGGACCUUCGAAACUUCUUUCGAAAUUCAUGCCAGAAGAACAUCGAAAACAAGAAGCACAGAAAUCACCUGGAAAUAAAGACAAAACUCCAAAGAAGACAAAAGCUAAUACACCACAGAAACCUGAAGUUCAGCCACAUGCUCCUGCUCCACAAAUUCAACCGCCUCCACCACCUUCGCAACCACCUGUGCUUGUUGCUGAGCCAGUUGUUAAUAAAUCAGCCCUCAUCGCAGACUCUUUGGCUAGUCAAGAGGAUAAAUUCGUUUCUGCACGUGAGAAUCCUCAAACAGCACGCUCAGUUGAAGAACAAGAAAUCGAGCAGUAUGCUGAACAAAUCGAAUCGAUGUCUAAUGAACAAAUAAUGGCUUUACUCCAACAUCCACCAUUCGUUAAACUAUUCCAAACAGUUCCGACAACGAUCUUAGCUAAAUUAUUAGAAUGUACUCUCAAUGGUGCCUCGUUCUAUCGUAAUACAAUGAAAAUUAUUCGUUUUACAUUACAAGCGGAAAUCGAUCCUCAUCUGGCAAUCUCGUUUAUGAAUACAAUUCAUACACCAGAUCUGCCAUUGAAACAUUUAAAAGCAAUUUUAGAACAUCCGACGAUCCGAAAAGAACCUUGGUUUGCUCAUGUUCUCUACGACAUUCUGAUAAUCUUACGUCUUUGGUUCGAACUAAUAACUGCAUAUACACUUCAACAAUUAGAUGAAGAUCAAUGUCAAUUCUAUCUGGACAUGUCACAUGAAUUUCUUGAACAAGUAGCGGCAGUAUUAACCGUUGCAUCAUCGUUAGAUCUCACGAUUUGCUGCGAAGCAUUAAUGAUUCUAAUUAUUCUUUGCGAAUCAUACGAAGACGCAUCUCCUGUACUUUGUCAAGCAUGGUAUGAUCCAAUUCGUUUAGAUAAAUGUCAAAUCUGGUCAGCUAUUGCUCAACUGAUAACGAUGACUUUCAAAGCAGAAAGUUCAAAUGCAGAAAUUCAUAGUGAAACUAUUAUGUAUACUGUCGCUACGAUUGCUGCUUUAACUUAUCCUUCACAAUGUUUACCAGAUGAAUUAUUUGAAGCAAAAAUAAAAGUAGCUAAUUCAUUUGCAUUGAAAUUACUCGACUCUAACUAUGUUCCAUUUCGUGACGCAUGGCUCGGUCAAUUUCACACUCCGAAAUGUAGUUCGAACAUUCUCAAAGCACUCUAUGGAAUGUGUUUAUCAACUUCACGCUUUAGUGCAUUUAUAUUUGAUAGUUCGUUCGUAUCCAGUGAACUAAUCGGUUUACUUCAUGGUCAAAUAACAACGGAAGAAUCGGACGUCGAUGAGGCGAUUGAGUUGUCAAUUCAUAUUAGCACUGUUCUGAUCAAACAAAUCAUAUUGCAAUACGAUAAUAAUACACGAAUUGAUUUACGAAAUCCACCGUUGAUCAAAGAAGAUCGCAAAUUAGAAAAACUUCAACCAAUCACUACCCAUAUUGCUCAGUUAGCACUAACAAGUCAAGUAUUACCACAACGUGCUGCGUGUGCUCUACAUCUUGUUCAUGCGAUUCUAUGUGGCAUGAAAUUUGCAUUGAACUUCGAAGAAUAUAUCGAUGGUCUUUCCGCUGUCUUCGUUCAAUCCGAAUGCGAUUUUAUUGUCCGAUUCCCAUUUCAACAUGGUUUACUCGAUGGAUUAAUCAUGUUAGUUUUUCACAUCGUACAAAUGGAUCCACAAAAAGCAGUCGGAUCGUUGAUUGAUAGUGGUUUGUUUCAUAUCUUAUGGCAGCAAGUUCGCGCAGCUUUUCAUUCGUUGCAUCGAAAUGAAACUGAUGAAGAAACAAUGAUGGUUAUAACACCCGACUGGAUUGUUAUUUCACGUGACGGUAUUCAUCAAUUACUUCAACUAACGUUGGAAUUAUUUCUUCAACGAAUGCAUAAAUGUUUAAGUUUACUUAUUCAACUGGACAGUGUGAUCUUCGAAUCGUUGAGUAUGAUGCUGAGCAAGGAAUUGAUCGAACAAUUGGAUAUCAAAUCGUCCAAUUCAUUAACAACAGAAGUCGUAACAUUGAUAUGUAAUAUCUUCAUGUUUCCUUUUUCCAUUGAAACAAGUGAAACAUUUCUUGAACGGACAUUGGAACUAUGUCAUCGUUAUGAUAUUAUCCAGAAACUUCUUUGGGUAACCAUGACACAUUUACCAACAGAUCGUGUCGAAGUACCGAUCGGUCUUGUAGCACAAUUAAGUUAUUACCAAGAAACUGCUCGAAAAACCAUCAGUCAAAUGCUCAUGGAAGAUGUUCAGUUAUGUCAAUUCUAUGCCAAUGUUCUCUAUGGGAGCAAUGAAAGUGAAUUUAUCCUCUGCGAUACGUUCUUCACCUUUACAAAUUUAAUCAAAGCGACAGAAAGUGUUGUACCAUCGUUAAGCGAUAUUCUCAGUGGACCGCAAAAUGACUUUGAUGUUCUGAAACGAGCUCUAUCGGGAAGUAAUUUAACGAAAGCGAAAUGUUGUUUUCUCAUGGGUCAUAUGACAAAAUCGUCUCGAACGUUUUGUACCGUUCUCAAAGCUCAUCCUGAUGUUCUCGAUCUUCUACGACAAUGUUGUUUCGAAGAAGAUUCUCAUGUUCGAAAAAUGGCAUUCUUUGUUCUGGGAAAUUUUAUUUCCACGAACGAAAUUCUGUAUGAGUACGUCGACGAAUUAGCUCCAUUUCUUGUACAAGCGUUAAAUGACACCAUAUCAAAAAUACGAUCCCAUGCUGUCAAUACACUUGGAUUCUUGGCACGUUACCGUUUAUCGGAUCGUUUAAUCGAAUUAAAAGUCGCGGAAAAAUUACUGGAUGUUGCUUGUCAUGAUACCCAUGUUACUGUUCAAGAAUUUGCUCUUCGCGUUCUGAAACAAAUGCUCAAACACGAACGAGCAAAACAGAUACUACAAGAAUGUAAUGCCGUUGAUAAACUAUCAAAUCUGCUUUCGAAUUUAUGUGCCCAAAUCGAGAAUAAUCAAUAUAGCGAGGUCGAUGGAAAGCAACAUUUCAUCGUUAUGACUUCGUUUUCAUCUAUUCCAUGGGGUUAUCUCGAACCAAUAAACAAUAUCUAUCCCCGAGGAGUUUUAACCAAACCUUCUUACACUAUCGGCCGUCAUCCUACUGAAUGUGACAUUAUUCUCGAUUCGAAAGAACUUCGACAACAUGAAUAUUUCAUUCAUUUAAGUUCCAAACAUUUUCUCGUCGAGUGCACUGAUAACGGUCGUUCAAUAUACUUUCGUGAUGUUAGUAGAAAUGGAUGUUAUAUCGAUGGAGAUUUGAUACAUCAUUCGAAGAUUCUGCUACAAAAUAGUGAACAUGUUAUCUCUCUUGCGUUGAAAGAAAAUCGUGCGUAUCGAUUUAUACGUUUAUCGGGUUUAUUCGAUGUAAUUAAUCUUGAUGAACGUUAUUUAAAAGCCAAUCUGCUCGGGUCAGGAUCAUUCGCGAAUGUUUAUCGAGCGAUUUCACAUGUGACAAAUACACGUCGAGCAAUCAAAAUUAUCAAUAAAGAUCAAUGUGAGAGACAAAUCGGCCCUGGAUUUUCCAAAUAUCUCUAUCGUGAAGUAUCGAUUCAUGGAAGUGUCGAUCAUCCUUGUAUUCUUCGCCGAUUUGAUGUUUAUCAUGAAAAGUCCGAUUUAUACGUCGAAAUGGAAUAUGCCGCAGGAGGAGCGUUACUCGAUCGAAUACAUAAGACGUACAUUAUGGAUGAAGAUGAAUGUAAAUUUAUUUUUUAUCAGAUUGGAUGUGCAUUGGCAUAUUUACAUCGAUUAAAGAUCGUUCAUCGAGAUAUAAAACCAGCGAAUGUUCUUCUCAUGUCAAAUGAACGAGAAACAGUUGCGAAACUAAGCGACUUUGGUGUGGCAAAGUAUGUCUAUGCGUCUUCGAGAUAUCUCAACACAACCAUCGCUGGUACACAGCAAUUUAUGGCACCGGAAGUACAAUUUCAGACAGGACAUUCAACAAAUGCAGAUGUUUGGUCGUUUGGUAUGACUCUGCUAAAUGCAUAUGUUGGCGAUACCGUGUUUCGUUUACGUGGUAUCCGAGCGUUGAAUUCAGUUUCACAUACGAAGAAAGACUUGAAAGAAAUCAUUACGAAAACUCUAGAGAAGAAUACAUAUGCUCGACCAGAUAUGAGUCAAUUAUUUCGUUACUCGUGGUUUCGCGAUAGCACAUGUUUCGAACGAAUUCAAAAACUUGUUCAUGCGCAGACUGGAUACACAGUUGGUAAAGCUCACAGAAUAGUAUCGUUCUUGUCAACAACGGCUCGGCUGAAUACAAAGCAGCAAAGACUUUGUCCUUUGUACAAAUGA
Adineta ricciae is the source of this 5166-nucleotide messenger RNA. NCBI's taxonomy places the organism in Eukaryota, Metazoa, Rotifera, Eurotatoria, Adinetida, Adinetidae. The record is from the annotation of a GenBank genome assembly.